Molecule: messenger RNA, 855 nt
Organism: Talaromyces atroroseus
Lineage: Eukaryota; Fungi; Ascomycota; Eurotiomycetes; Eurotiales; Trichocomaceae
Exons: 3
Coding region: 1-855 (284 amino acids)
Source: RefSeq, a predicted model, not a curated record
AUGUCUAUAACCAAGAGGACUCUCUUUCUUAAAGCAUCAUACGAAGGCCUCUUUACUGAACAUGAGCUAUCCUGCUUGGCUACUGGCGAAAGCCCUUAUUUAUUCGAAAGUGCUGCCGUGGAUGAGACAGCCCAGCACAAGAUAGCAUCCCGUCAAAAGUUUCCCGAUCUCGAAAUUGCAUUCAAGAGGCCUCGAGGAAAAGCCAUACAGACAGUUAUUUUUGAGGUGGGAGUCACGGAAGGUUAUCAGGAUCUUGUUAGCGACGCAAAGCAGUGGCUUCUGAAAGCAUGUCAUGAAGUAAACCUUGUGGUUAUUAUCGAUAUCAAAGAGGACAUCCGUGCUCGCAAGCGUACUCGGGAAUCGGCGGAGUCGAAAAAAAGAAUACGUGAGUUAGUCGCAAAAUAUGGAAAUGGGCAGGCGCAGAACAAACACAACAUGGACAGCGAAGAUGGCCUUGAGGGCUCGGAGACUCACACAAUUUCGGAGAAUGGGGAGCGCGAUGGAACAUAUGAACAGAUACAAUCCGAAAUAGAUAUUGAGGAUUGGGUUGGACCGCAUACAGUGAAUCUUGAGAUGUGGGAACGCGCCGGCCGAACUGCUCAGAAACGCGGACAAACCUUUCAAGUCCUCCCCAGACCUUCCUAUCGCGUACGACCAACUAUACCUAUCACGGAUAUUAUGCCCAAGGAUGAACAAGCCAGAAUGAAAAAUUUCGAUGAUUCACGCGGGCUUGAAUUAGAUAUGAACAAGUUUCGAGAAUGGUUACGAGAUGCAAGACGUGAGCUUGCACUUGCGAGAGCAACAAACUACAUCCGUCCAAAGGAACGAGUUACUGAUGAAGAGUUUGUGGCUUAA